AUGGCUUCUACCGGUACUGGAGGCACUUUGCCACCCAACUUUCUCUUGACCCCGCAACAGCAGAACCUGCUCUUCGCUGCUCUCAACUCCAACAAGCAGCAGCUCGCUGGUUCUUCUGCGGACAAUUCUCUGUCACAUUCUCCCACGACGUUCCGCAACACUGCUGGCCAGCCAAAAACCGCUACCGCUACCGCUACAGGUUACCAGGAGAGUCCUUUCCUCGACAAUUACGAUUAUGACUUUGGCGAUUCUGGUUUCGACUUCUCCUUCGCCAGUGAGGACCAGCCUUCCAUGAUUGGGGAUCUUCCCGCUGCUUCAACCGAGCCCAACAACAACUCUGGUUCUGUCGCUCUCUCCGACUCCCCAGAGACUGAGACUCCAGAGAAGCGCAGCUACCCCGACGACGAGGAUGAUGAAGAUAGCCCAGGCCAGGAUCACAAGCGCCGCGAGAGUACCGACAAGGUUCCUAAGAAGCCCGGUCGUAAGCCUCUUACAUCCGAGCCCAGCUCGAAGCGCAAGGCUCAAAACCGAGCCGCUCAGCGUGCUUUCAGAGAACGCAAGGAGAAGCACUUGAAGGAUCUUGAGACCAAGGUUGAAGAAUUAGAGAAGGCUUCGCAGGCUGCCAACCAUGAGAAUGGCAUGCUUCGAGCCCAGGUUGAGCGCAUGACAGCUGAACUCCACCAGUAUAAGCAGAAGGUCACAGUGAUGUCAACUACGAAGUCACUGCCCAGAGAAAAGGUUCCUUUCGGCAGCGCUGCCGUCAGCAACCUUGGCGAUGUUAACUUUCAGUUCGAGUUUCCCAAGUUUGGCAUGCUUCCAGGACCACCUGUCAACAAGACUGGCUCAUCGCCUACAAGCCCAGAUCAGCAAAAGGUCACAUACCCAAGCCCUACCAACAGCCUCAACAACACCACGCAAUCCGCACAACAAUUCAAGGAUGACUUGGCCAAGUUCUCGGGUGUCUUCAGCCCUUCCAUGUCAAGCUCUGCCACCAACCCCUCUCGUGCGAGUGUUGACUCUGCAAACUACAGCGUCAAUGGCGCUUCCAGCUCCCCAUCUGCUUCAUCUCAUUCAAACACUGGUCCCAGCUCUUCUUGCGGAACGUCGCCUGAGCCUUUCAACCAGUCUCCUAUGGGCUUUAAGCCCGUUGAUACGAUGACUACCAUUGGUGAGGAGCAGAUACAUCAGAACAGCAACAACAGCAACCUCAGUCAAUUCGGCAACGUCGAUCUCAACAGCACCAACUUUGACUGGCUGUCACAACAGAAUGGUGGACAGUUUGACCCACAGCUCUUUGGUGAUUACCGCGAGCCUCAAGAAAACGUACUGGCAAACCCAUCCUUCGACGACUUUUUCAACGAUGCUCUUGAUAGCGAUUUCUUUACUCCUUACAACAUGGCUCCUAACAGCCCCAACGCGCAUCUCAAUGGCCAGGCGAAGAAGCCAUCGAACCUGAUUGAUCAGAUCGAUGCUCAAAAGGAGUCCGAUGACGAACCUCUUAAGAAGCAGAACAUGAACUGCAACCAACUUUGGGAGAAACUUCAAGCUUGCCCCAAGGCUCAGAACGGUGAAUUUGAUCUUGAUGGCCUCUGCUCCGAACUUACCAAGAAGGCUAAGUGCUCUGGCACUGGUCCUGUGGUUGCUGAGACCGACUUUGACACCAUUCUGCAAAAAUAUAUGGGCAAAGACGUCUCAAGUAGUUGUGUCGCUCAACAGUUGGGUGUGGAAAUAAAGUCGAGUGAACCAAAGCAAGAUAAGCAUCUUGGUCUGUCAAUUUGA
This is a messenger RNA of Fusarium redolens, 1779 nucleotides long. Its product is annotated as bZIP transcription factor. Lineage: Eukaryota; Fungi; Ascomycota; Sordariomycetes; Hypocreales; Nectriaceae. The coding region runs from base 1 to 1779 and encodes 592 amino acids. The transcript is spliced from 3 exons. Gene Ontology annotation, cellular component: RNA polymerase II transcription regulator complex. Gene Ontology annotation, molecular function: DNA-binding transcription activator activity, RNA polymerase II-specific; transcription cis-regulatory region binding. The record is from RefSeq and is a predicted model, not a curated record.